AUGGCCCUCUACAAAGUCCAGGUGACCACUGGCAAGUGGCUGCUUGCAGGGACCUUAGACUCCAUCUAUAUCACCCUGGUGGGGACUGAAGGGCAAAGCCCCAAGCAUCUGCUGGACAAGUUUGGGUUGGACUUCACUCGAGAAGCUGUGAGCGAGUACACAGUGCCCUGUGAGAAAUCUCUGGGUCCAAUCCUGCUCAUCCGGGUCAGCAAGGAGCCACACUGCUUCUUACCUGAGAAUAUCUGGUACUGCAACAUCAUCCGAGUGACAUCCCCUGGGGGAGAGACCUACAACUUCCCCUGCUACCAAUGGAUCGAGGGCUACCGCACAUUUGAGCUGCCCGAGGGGACAGCUAAAACUUCUGGUGAUGACACCCAUCCCCUCCUCCAGAAGCAUCGUCGAGAGGAAGUGGUGAGGCGGAAGGAGAGAUAUCAGGCAUUUGAGUCCAAGUUGAAGGGCUACCUGGAGUGUCCGUACUCUUGGAAGAAGCUAGAGGACAUCCAGAAGAUUUUUAGUUUCUAUCAGAACAACGUCUCUGAGUAUGUGGCCAAGCACUGGAAGGAAGAUGCUUUCUUUGGGUACCAGUUUCUGAAUGGGGUGAACCCCAUAGUGAUCCAGAAAUGUACAAAACUCCCAGAGAACUUCCCAGUGACCCAGGAGAUGGUGGCCAUAUCCCUGGGGAAGGCCACAAACCUCUCCAAGGAACUUCAGAAUGGGACCAUCUACCUUGCCAACUACAAGAUCUUGGAGGGCAUCAGCACCACUAAAGUGAAUGAACAGCAGCAGUACAUCGCCGCACCUUUGUGCCUGCUACACCAGAAACCCAGUGGGGAGGUCAUUCCCUUAGCCAUCCAGCUAAGCCAACACCCAGGCCCCGACAGCCCCAUCUUCCUGCCCAGUGACCCUGAGUGGCUCUGGACUCUGGCCAAGACCUGGGUGAGAAACGCUGAGUUCCAUGUCCAUGAAGGCGUGACCCACCUCCUCUGUGGCCACCUCAUCCCUGAAGUCUUUGCCGUGGCUACGCUGCGACUUCUGCCCAUGUGCCAUCCACUGUACAAGCUCCUGACCCCUCACAUGCGCUACAGCAUCCACAUUACCAUCCAGGCCAGGACCCUUCUCCUCAGCCCAAGAGGUGUGUUUGAUCUGGCCAUAGCAACAGGGCGUGUGGGGCUGGUCGAGGUCUUGAGUAAGGCUCUGAAGAGUAUUUCUUACACCACGCUGUGCCUCCCUGAUAACCUUAAGGCCCGUGGGGUUGAGAACCUCAAGAACUACUAUUUCAGAGAUGAUGCACUGAAGAUCUGGGAGGCUGUGGAGAGCUUUGUCUCUGGUAUCAUUGGAUACUACUACCCUAGUGACACGCUGGUGCAGGAAGACCAUGAGCUACAGGCCUGGGUUGGUGAGGUCUUCACUAAAGGCUUCCUGGGCAGACAGUCCUCAGGCAUCCCCUCCUCCCUGAAGACAAAGGCAGAGUUGACCAAGUUCAUGACCAUGGUCAUCUACACUUGCUCUGCCUACCAUGCCGCAGUCAACAGUGGGCAGUUUGAAAUGGGUACUUUCAUGCCCAACUUCCCAUCCACCAUGAGGAAGCCACCACCUCGGACCAAAGACCCAGUGACCCUGCAGGAGUUUCUGGACACCAUUCCGGCAAUGAACAGCACCAGCCUUGUCCUGUCUGUUCUGUGGGUCCUGCGCAAUGAGAACCUGGAUAUGAGAUCCCUGGGCACAUACCCCGAUGAGCACUUCACAGAGCAGGAGCCGAAGCAGCUGAUCAUGGAGUUCCAGUGGCGCUUGGCCAAACUUUCUCAGGAGAUUGCAGAGAGGAACAAGGGCCUGGAUCUUCCAUACACAUACCUGGACCCGCCCAAUAUCGAGAACAGUGCUGCCGUCUGA
Messenger RNA from Alligator sinensis (Chinese alligator), 1890 nucleotides. Its product is annotated as hydroperoxide isomerase ALOXE3. The record is from RefSeq and is a predicted model, not a curated record. Gene Ontology annotation, biological process: lipid oxidation; linoleic acid metabolic process. The coding region runs from base 1 to 1890 and encodes 629 amino acids. The transcript is spliced from 13 exons. Lineage: Eukaryota; Metazoa; Chordata; Crocodylia; Alligatoridae. Gene Ontology annotation, molecular function: iron ion binding; oxidoreductase activity, acting on single donors with incorporation of molecular oxygen, incorporation of two atoms of oxygen; protein binding.